GUUGUACAACUGGGAGACGAAAAGAUGUCUCCUUCGCAAAAAUGUUCAAUUCUGCAUCAGCUGAUUUUGGACAAUCAUUUAAGUGAUGUGAACGGCUCGUUUAUCUGACUGAUGAAAAGAACGACUCGAUGCUGCGGCCUUCACGAACGACCGUGCAUAAAACAUGAGGAAAAGGCACGUAUUACAUUGAUGUCUGACAACUGAAAGCAGUGUCAUUUGCCAAAUCUACUCAAGGAGGUUUACUGCAGAUUUGAAGUGAUGGUUUGUGAGGUAGAAAGGGUAUGAGCUUUCCGGAAAAUACAGCAUUGGCCGUUUUUUUUAUAAGCACAUUGUACUUUGUAUUUUCGCAUGGAAACUGCAACUUUCGAGAAAAGGGAUCAUUUGGCAUUAUUGGAGUCUUCGACUUCGCCGAUUCGUCCUCUAAAGAAGCUUUUGAGAACGCCACAUCAAGUCACAAUUCUAAGGAGUGUGUUCCCAAGUUUAUGAACAGAACUCUUCUUCUUAAAAGCGACGCGAGUGUUUCGGAAAUAAUAGAACUUGCUCAGAAUGCACUACAAACUGGUCCUUGUUUUAUGGUGUAUGCAGCCGAGGAUAGCAAGGCGAGAAUAGUCCUUGAAUUUGCAAUUACCCAAGGGGUAAAUGUUAUAACAGCUAUACCACCGUUUUACCCGAAUUACCAAUACACUGGGAUACAUCAGAGUUAUGAUCCGGCCCAUGUUUCCAGCAUAAAUACAGUUUCAAGCACGGUGACGAAGAGAGACGCCCUCUUAGCACUCUUAGGAAAGUUAAACUGGAAAAAAUUUUUGGUGGUGACGGAUAGUGAGCCCAGCUCAAAUUACUUCGUAAAUUUAUUGAAGGAAUCCCUUCAUCCAAGGAAUUUGAAUUUGACAGAGUGGCUGGUAUACAAUGAAGAUAAUUUUGAUUAUUUUGAAAAAAAAUUAGAGACUGAUGCUAGUAAUAUCAUUUUGAUAACGAAUAAUCUUUCACUCGCUGAACAGAUACUCAGCGUAAAAGAAGAUUUUCCAUCUUGGACUUGGAUUUUCCUCUGUGAUUUGGAUGUCGGAAGCUUAGGCUCCCAAUGGCAUUGGGAUUACGUUUAUACCAUAACUCCAAAAUAUUCUCUUAAGGUUAAGCUUAGUGAUUUUGUGGACGAUGCAGUGAGCUCAAUUAGCCACACCGUAACAGGAAAUGGACGCAAAGGGAAAGCCUUCUCUUGCCCAAAGAUUUGUACAUUUAGAAGACUUCUAUCUGAAGUAAACUUUCACGGUUCUUCAGAUCCUGUUGAGUUUGAUCAGCAGGGCAACCGAGUGCCCCUUCGCUACGAUGUUAACAGAAUGGAGUACAACGAAGAUCAGGAUAUGUAUGAACUUGAACAUCUUGGUUAUUGGUCUAAUGGCAAGCUCUCAAUGGAGAAAAAAGGAGAAGACCUUAAAAUCCUUCUAAACGAGUACCCACCCAAUGUUAUGUCCCAACCGAAAAAAGUUGGCGAACCAUGCCAGCCUGGCUCUAUGUUGUGCUCUAAAACUGUCGAAGGAGAGGAGAUAAAGCGUUGCUGCUAUGGCUUUGUAAUCGAUGUGUUAGAAGUGAUAUGCAACGAGAUGGAAAAAGUUCCAAAGUUAUUGUUUAGUCUAGACGGACAAUAUGGAAUUUACGAUGAAGCAAAUAACAGUUGGAAUGGCGUGGUUUCAGAACUACUUAGUGGAAGGGGUGAUAUAAGCUUUGAUCUCUACAUAAGCUCUCGCAGGGCCAAUGUUGUCGAUUUUACUGAACCGUAUAUGCCUUCAGGAAUUCGCCUUUUGGCAAAAGAGAAGAAACGUGAAGACAAUCAAAUUUACUGGGUGUCUUAUCUUAGACCUUUCACUCCUCCAGUUUGGCUUACUCUGCUUGGAAGCUUAGGUAUAAUGAUUAUCUUCCUAUGGGCAAUGGACAAGAUUAGUCCGAUCAGAGGAUCAAAGAAGCUGUUCCAUCCAAACUCUUCAUUUGGUCUCGACAACGCAGUUUGUUUCGCUCUCGCUCUUGCGUUUGGUCGCCCAGCGGACGAGUCAAAACCAAAAACUAACGGCGCUAGGCUUGCGUCAGUUGCAUUUGGAAUGGCAAUGCUGGUUUUUGUGUCAACAUAUUCGGCUAAUUUGGCUGCUUUUCUCAUCGUUGAUGAUAAAAGUCCCCCUGUGGAAGACAUUUACGACAUCAAGAUUGAGCGACCACCGGAUGGCUUUAAGUAUGGCACUAUUGACGGAUCUUAUAUGGCCGACUACUUCAAGAACAGUGAAAAUGCAUAUUUUCGCCACGUGUGGUAUCACAUGAAAGAAAACAAUGUUAAAAGUCUUCGGGAAGGAGUUGAAGCUGUCAAAACAGGGAGUCUGGACGUUUUCGUCGCAGAUCACGUGGGCCUGGAAUACGAAUCAAGGAAUGAUCUUCAUUGUGAACUCAGAGUUGUUGGUGAACCUUUUGCAAUGUCUGGAGCAUCCAUUGCUGUUAAAAAGAACAAUCCUUUGUUUAUCCAAGUAUCAGAAGCUCUUCAAAAGAUCAAAGCUAAAGGACUGACGGACUUCAUCCAAGAAUUCUGGGUAUCCAAGUAUAAAUGCCCGAGGGAAACUCCUCCAGCUCAACUUAAGGUAGAAGACCUAAGUGGACUCUUCUUGCAACUCACCAUAGCAAUGAUCGGGUGCAUACUAGGUACAUUGUGUCAGAGGAUUUUUCUACAAAUGAAAGAAAAGUGGACUAGAAAAAAUAACGAGGAUGUAGAUGAACAGGAUGCGAGGCAGGAAUUUGCACAGACAGAAACACUUGUGUGAGACAAGGUUGUUUCCUGAGAAUUUAGUAAAGAAGUCUUAAAGAGUUUCAGGAUAGACGGAAAAGUCCAUUUGCGAGUUUGGCGCAUCAUACAGUCCAAAAUGAACGCGACUAGCCGAUAGGAAUGUGAAGAACCACAUGAUAGCGAGUGUUCGGUAAUUGCAGUGUGGUGUCUGUGUCCGUAAUGUAGAGGCGUAGAAACGUUACGGAAUAGUCUGCAAGUAUAUCAUUAUUGGUCUCUUAGCCCUUGAUGGACCAACAAAAUCGAUCUUGUUACGCUUUCCAUGAUCCAGGAGCGAACCAUUCUUCCAUAAUGGAGCUAUAAGCUUCUGGCUUGCUCCAUCUGCCCUUCAUGCUACCUGGAGUAUUCAGUUGUAAAAAUUGUUAAGCCCCAUCGAGCUUUUUUCCUUUCUUAUAUGCAUACCAUCUGUUAGGACGAGCGAGACAAACUUUUCUUCACGUGUAGAUGGUAUUAGAAAAUCAUUGUAACUAAAAAUUAAAUACCCAUGGCAUAAAGAAAUCUUGAUGCAUCGAGGAUAUAUACUAUUUUAAGGGGUCCAUAAGUAACCGGAUUAUUUGUUACCAUUAGUCCCUAAUAUUGGAAUUGCUGUUUGAUUGAACCUGACUUACACUUUCCCAAGAAUGACAUAACGACAUGAAGAAGAGAACAUUUUUUCCCAUUGUCAUAGAAGUCUAUGUUGUUGUUGAACUUUUGCUACUUGAUCGUCAUGUCUGCUUGUUCACACUACUAACACAAUGAUACAGCGAUCUCUUUCAGUUGUUACGUCUUUGUGUUGCCAGUAUGAACCACGGUUAUGUCACUCUGUCAUUCUUACUAUUUUGCCCGUUUAUCAUUACACCUUCAUAUUCACACAAAUGUUGUAAAGACAUAAUAACCUUCGUUACGUUCAUGUCAUGAUGCAAGAACUGGUUUGAACCAAGAACUCCAACGGUUAUGUUGAUUGGGUGGUUUGAUCGUCCAGAGAGGAUUGUUUUCGGUCACAAAGUAUAUACCACUGAGCGAGAGGUGGUUUUCGUGCAACCUGACUGGCUGGCAAUGAUUGGCAAGUUCUUUUCAAAGCUGAGCAGCUGAAGAGACAAAAUCGCCCGUCGAGAGUUUAGUUUCAGACCAUGUUUUUGGUGUAUUGACAGAAAUACAGUUAUUUUUUUGGUACUUGUGUGGUAUAUACGAAAACAAUUAUUUACCUCGGAGUCGUAAAAAGUGCUGGAUCUUUACCUCACCUCUGCAGUAAAAGAAGUAACAAGGACAUUCGAGGAUAGUUAUCUUAAUUCAAUAAAGUUGUCAUUA
Pocillopora verrucosa is the source of this 4102-nucleotide messenger RNA. RefSeq names its product glutamate [NMDA] receptor subunit 1. The record is from RefSeq and is a predicted model, not a curated record. Gene Ontology annotation, cellular component: plasma membrane. Gene Ontology annotation, biological process: monoatomic ion transport. Gene Ontology annotation, molecular function: signaling receptor activity; ligand-gated monoatomic ion channel activity. NCBI's taxonomy places the organism in Eukaryota, Metazoa, Cnidaria, Anthozoa, Scleractinia, Pocilloporidae.